Messenger RNA from Strongylocentrotus purpuratus (purple sea urchin), 2314 nucleotides. Its product is annotated as amine oxidase [flavin-containing] A. Lineage: Eukaryota; Metazoa; Echinodermata; Echinoidea; Camarodonta; Strongylocentrotidae. Gene Ontology annotation, molecular function: oxidoreductase activity. The transcript has 12 exons. The record is from RefSeq and is a predicted model, not a curated record. Bases 94 to 1482 code for a protein of 462 amino acids.
AUUUGUUUCUGUGGCGAGAUCGAGAAUCAGGGUCGCGGCUCCAGGGCAGUGCUACUUCUACUAUCACAGACUGUUUAGAAGACUUUUGAGAGGAUGGGUGAGAUGAAGGAUGUGAUCAUUGUAGGCGGAGGUCUAGGAGGGCUCAUCGCGGCUCAUCUCCUGCUGAAAGAGAGAAGUGGACUCAAAAUUCAAAUCCUAGAGGCAUCAGAUCGUGUUUGUGGUGCACUGAAGACUGUUGAGCUGGAGGCUGCCAAUGGAAAGGAUCACUUUGAUAUCGGGUCGUCCAGAGUUGGAAGUGCCCAGCCUCUGAUGAUAGCCUUACUCAAGGAGUUUGGAGUAGAGACAUACCCACAUUAUGACAAGGGAAGCAAGCACUGGCAGCUCCCUGACGGCAAGAUCAAGAAAUAUUCUGGAGCCAUUCCUCCGCUAGCCUACACUGCACUUGUGGAUCUCCUGAGAUACUUCAGAAAGAUGGACAAACUUGCAGAGAAGGUCAACUUCAAGGAUAUAGCUGCGACAGAGAACUGUUCUGAAUGGGAUGACACCACAAUGGAGCAGUUCAUUCCCAAGUUUCUAUGGACUCAGGGAGCGAAGGACAUGGCCUGUACAAUGAUCGGAACCUUCUGCGCGAUGCCUCCUGACCAGAUCACUGUUCUCCAGUACAUGUGCAUGAUCCACAGCUGUGGCAGCUGGGAGAAGCACAUAGGAGGAGAGGGCAUGGGACGCAUGGAUCUCAAAUUCAAGGGUGGUUGCCAGCAGCUGGGUGAAAGACUCCAGGAGAAGAUUGGUAGCGACAGGAUUGCAAUGGGUGAUGCUGUGAUGCGCAUCGAGCAGUCUGCUGACAAGACUAAGGCCACCGUUCACACCAAGUCAGGUCGCAUGUUGGAGACGAAGGUCGUCAUUAUGGCCAUCCCAAGCAGAGACAUUUGUAAGGUAGAGCUUGCCCCGCCCCUUGAUGUACCCCGUCAGCUUCCUUCUGGUGACUAUGGAGUGCACUUCAUCGUCACAUACAAGAAGAACUUCUGGAGAGACAAGAAGAUGGCAGGAGAGUUCCUGAGCGAGGCUGGAACGCUCGGAAGCUUCAAAGACGAGAGGCAGUAUCCUAUCAUUGCUUUCUUUGACCACACCUCAGCCAAUGGGAACCCAGCCCUCAUGGGUCUAUUUGCCGCUCCAAGCUUCGCCAAGAUGACCAGUGAUGAAAGGAAGCCCAUAGCCAUUGAUCUCUUAGCCAGUGUAUUAGGAGAUGAAGCAAGGGAAAUCAUUGAAUACAGAGAUGAGUCUUGGUGCCGAUCGGCAACUGGAGAGGAACCUGUUAAAAUGAAUGCUGGUCUGAAGACAUCCGAGGUGUUAGACUCUUUGACGAAAUCUCAUGGAUGUAUUCAUUUUGCUGGUGAGGAGACUGGAGCUGUGUGGCUAGGGAUGAUGGAAUCUACCGCAGAGGCGUCAACCAGAGUCGUCAAGGAAGUUCUUGCAGUCCUUUGAAAAUCAUUCCAUUAUCAUUCCAUUAUCAUUCCAAUGAUUGAAGCGAAGUCAUGUGAUGGUAACAUGACAAGCUCAUGGUAAUCACAUGGUAGUGACAUGGUAUUCGCAUGUUAGUGACAUGGUAUUCGCAUGUCAGUGACAUGGUAUUCGCAUGUUAGUGACAUGGUAUUCGCAUGUCAGUGACAUGGUAUUCGCAUGUUAGUGACAUGGUAUUCGCAUGUUAGUGACAUGGUAUUCGCAUGUCAGUGACAUGGUAAUCACAUGGUAGUGACAUGGUAUUCGCAUGUUAGUGACAUGGUAUUCGCAUGUCAGUGACAUGGUAUCCGUUUGGUAGUGCCAUGGUAAUCGCAUGGUAGUGACAUGGUAAUCGCAUGGUAGUGACAUGGUAAUCAGAUGGCAGUGCCAUGGUAAUCAGAUGAUAAUAAUGGCCACCACUUUCUCCACCACCAGAGAUUAUACUGAACAUUUUGUGUAAUUUUAUAUAUGUUUUGGUGGAUGAAUUUCAAUGUUGACUGAUUGUUCAAUCAACUAAUCCUACAGUACUUAUAGUAUUGACAUUGGUAUUAAAAAAAAAGAGAGAUGGUAUUAUGGGAUAGAAAAGGAGUGUAAUCCAAGCACACUUUCAUUUCUGAAACCAUGAAAGUGCCUGUGUGAUAACAGACUUGUUGAAGAACUGCCUUCGGUUGACACAAAUCUGUCAAGUUCAAAUGAAAUAGAAAUAUAUUGAAAGUGUGUGCUUUUGUAAUGAAUUUACAUGUACAAUGUAUGUAACCUUUUUUGAAAAAUAAUCCUUUAAAUUAUUAAACAAUGUAAUAAUUUUGUUGUUGGAGUA